AUGCGCGGUGACCGCCAUCUUGUUCCUACUGCUUUCUCAUCUGGCGGCAAGAACAAGGCGAAACACUCCUCCAUCAUCCACGUUCUCAUCCCGGCAGACCACAAAGAUGUCAAUCUUUGCAAGACGAUGCUCAGCGCUGCAGUGGCUGGGUAUCCAACCCCUACGCUGAUUAACUGGGGCGCCACAUUUGACGAUAAAUCGCUAGUAGCUGGAGGUUCGCAUAUAGCCAAGAUCAGCGGUGUGCUCGAAUACCUGCGUAAACUUGGGCCGGAACGCGACGACGACUUGUUGCUGCUGGUGGAUGGAUACGAUAUCUGGUUUCAACUGCGACCCAGCGCGUUGAUCUCGCGCUUCCAUGCUAUCAACAACGCGGCGAAUGCGCGUAUACGGAAGACUAUGGGCUCCGGAGCGGCGGCUGCAGAGGGUAUAAGCCAGAACAUUGUCUUCUCGGCGCAGAAGCGCUGUUGGCCCUGGAAACCAGAGGACCCCCCUUGCUAUGCUGUACCGCAGUCUUCGCUGCCUGGAGACAUCUACGGACCACAGACAGAUACCGAUAUCGGCUGGGACAAGAACCCAUACGUCAAGUUCCGUCAACGGUACCUCAACUCCGGAGAUGCCAUGGGCCGCGUGGGCGCGAUGAAAGCGCUCUUCGAACGCGCCAUGGAGAAGGCAGACAAAGACCGCAACUUUGGCAGCGACCAGAAGAUCUUCAGUGAGAUUUUCGGCGACCAGGAAUUCCAACGCGAGGUCAUGAGACAACGACACAGGUCUUUCUUCCAAAAGACGGGGGAUUGGUUAACGGGGAGAAAGAGCAUCCUUAGCCCGCAGUCUGAGCGGCACUUGCGCGAGCACAAGGCUGGCAAGCCAGAUGAGUUUGGCAUCGGACUGGAUUAUGCCAGUCUACUUGGUCAUCCCACAGUCUUCGCAGAAGAAGACUCAGCAUGGGUUACACAUGGCGACCCCAAGUCCAUUGCGCAAGCGUCUGCUGAACUCAACGUCGCGCCAGUACGCGUUCACGACCUUGUCCAAGACAUUACCGAGUCGCAACCGCCAUUCCGCCCCGCAGUCGUCGCUCCGGGUGCCAAAUUCCCCGAUGAGAAGUCUUGGAACGAUGUUCCUCUCUACACGAACAUGUGGACGAGCGUCGUCCCUGGCCUGAUCCACCACAACGCGCAUCGAGAUGGGCUCAAGUCCCUCCGCGUUUCGGUCUGGGAUCGCAUGUGGUACUUUAAUCACACUAGGAAGUUGUACGAGUCGAAUGCCAUGGGACCGGUCGCGCCCGUUGCUGUAGUACAUGAUGAUGCGGGCGUGGAGCAGGCGUGGUGGAGCCCAAUCGCGGAGAAGGGCGGGGCAAAGUCGGACAAGGAUGAAUGGCUGCCAUUCAAUGAUUUGUGCAAGGACUUUGAGAAAGAGGUGUUUAGAGAUGUUUAG
Messenger RNA from Alternaria hordeiaustralica, 1431 nucleotides. RefSeq lists its product as uncharacterized. The transcript has 2 exons. Lineage: Eukaryota; Fungi; Ascomycota; Dothideomycetes; Pleosporales; Pleosporaceae. The record is from RefSeq and is a predicted model, not a curated record. The coding region runs from base 1 to 1431 and encodes 476 amino acids.